CCCCGUUUCAACAGUUAAACCCUCAGGAAUCAAUACACCAAAGUCAUCACAAAAUCAAGUUCUUAGAAUAAACAGCACGCCAACUGGCCCUACCAGACCAACAGGGCCACAUUGCCCAUGUGGUCAAUUAACCAUGUCUUUGCAAUGUGGGAGGAAACCAGAGCACCCAGAAGAAACCAAUGUGGUCACAGGGAAAGCAUACAAAAUUCGUGCAGACAAUGGCAGGAGCAGCUUGACUCUAGCCGCAUGAUCAUGAUCUCUCUCGAUAAUGAAUGCAUCAGCUUAUUCCGUCGACCAAUUGAGAGAGUUCAUGGACUAGACACAUCGACCUAUCUGGAUGACCAACUCAUUGCUGCUUCAGCAACCAUGAAUCCUGUGGACAGAAUUUCUGGACAACGAUGUGACAACAACAAUUUCCAGAUCCCUCAACUAUUGGCUGCAUUCCAGGCCUGUGUGACCAAAGAUGAAGAUAUUUCAUUGGAAAGUUAUCUUGAAGGAUGGACAGAACUCCAAAAAAUUAUCAAUGCACUUGGCACUGUUUUUGGAUUUAUAUCAGAGGAAGUGAACAGUAAGAUGGAGAUAAUCAUCCAACAUCGAAAGGGUGUGCAUGGGAAAGAAUAUGCCACUAUAAAGUCCAUGAUUGAUUAUGAACUGAAAAGUGAUUUGGUCAACAACAGUAGGCUUCACAGUGAUGGCCUGGUGUCUGGCUGUCGCACUUUACUGCGUCUCCAUCGAGCACUGCAAUGGCUCCAGCUUUUUCUUGAUAAGUUAAGAUAUGAUUCACAAAGUAAUUCAAUAUCUGAUAUAUGUGCUGAUUCCUACCAGAGGACCCUUGCCAAACAUCACAGCUGGUUGAUACAAAAGGCUGCUGGUUUUGCCUUCCUUGCCCUACCAUCCCGAGCAAAAUUCCUCCACAUGUUAUGUGUGCAAGACAACAAGGACACCAGAGUGAAACUAUGGAAUUCUGUCAAUGCAAUUGAGAGAGUUUAUAAUAUUACACAACACAUGUAUGCACAACAUGGUAUGCUGGAAUUGCCCUAGUCCCAAAGCACUUCAUCAAAUCAGAUGUGUGCUAAUGAGAAGGGGAAACAUUGUCAAUCAUCGCUCUCAAUAAAUUGAUUUUAAGGUCCAAUAAACAUCCAAACCUCAAACAGUUGCACAACAUGCACAAAGCAUUGAGACACUGGGUGAUACUGGACCCUGUGCAGGGUGGAAGCGUGCAUAAUUCACAAUCAUCGACAUUGAGUUGGGGUUCAGUUGAAGAGGCUGGUCCGACAUGAUGAAGUAAUAAUGUGAAGUUUUUUUUUAAACCGCAUUUUUGUUCUGUGUUGGGUUGACAAUAAAGGAGUUGUUACAGUUUCCGUUGAACUUAAAAUGCCUCUACCAUUUUAUUUACAAAAACCUACAUCAGCGAUCCCGAUGCUCUAGGACGAUUGCAGUUAUUCGUUGUUGGGUUGGUACAAGUUAAGGCCCAAUUUGCGCUGCGUGAAAUCUCCACAGCCAACACUAGACUACGUGGUAGCAUUGCUGAGUAGUUCCAUGGUGGUGAGACUGGUGAGUCUGCUUGAACACCCGCCUGAACACGAUAAAUAUCAAUUGCUGAAAACUCUUCUUUUACAGACUUUUGGACUAUCGGAGUCUGAGCGCACCAAAGAGUUG
Messenger RNA from Mobula hypostoma (lesser devil ray), 1659 nucleotides. Its product is annotated as ceramide-1-phosphate transfer protein-like. Gene Ontology annotation, cellular component: cytoplasm. Gene Ontology annotation, molecular function: lipid transfer activity. The record is from RefSeq and is a predicted model, not a curated record. The transcript is spliced from 4 exons. The coding region runs from base 118 to 1041 and encodes 307 amino acids. Gene Ontology annotation, biological process: intermembrane lipid transfer. NCBI's taxonomy places the organism in Eukaryota, Metazoa, Chordata, Chondrichthyes, Myliobatiformes, Myliobatidae.